This is a messenger RNA of Peronospora matthiolae, 243 nucleotides long. The record is from the annotation of a GenBank genome assembly. NCBI's taxonomy places the organism in Eukaryota, Oomycota, Peronosporomycetes, Peronosporales, Peronosporaceae.
AUGGGCCUUGAAGAGCUCGCGGUGACGGGCAUCUACGUGUCUGGCGCAGUGUGCAUCGUCCUGCUCACUCUUAGCAUUAGCUGGCUUGUGGUGUGGAAGUGCGUGCUGUCCAAGAUGCCCUUCAUCCAGGAACUCUUCGAUUUAACGCCCAAGAAACCAUCGACUCUCGACGCCAAGUCAAUCUCUUUCCAAGACCGAUAUCAAGCUUAUAAACGGAAGCGGCACGCAACCCGGACUUGCUAG